GACCUUCCCUUCGCCUCAGCUCGGCUCAGCUUAGCUCAGCUCAAACUCUGCACGGCACGCAACUUGUAGUGGCUAGCGCGGGUCGUUUUUCUCUGGUCGUCACGCCAUCCCUGGCUCGGGAUGGGUUCGCACGCCUUCUCGCACGCCGCUUCGCUGGUUUCUGGAUAUCGUUUAAAUAGGCUCAAGAUGGCUGUUUUCGGCAUCCACCAGCGUUGCUCGCUCUUCCAGUCUAACUUCCCAAGCUUCCGUCGCAAGGUUUCAGUCCCACUAUACCUCAUCGUGACGCACACUACUCCGAGUAGCCUUAAACACUGAGCAAGAUUUCUCUGUGCUUCAAGGAGCCCGCGAUACUCGUCUACUAAUCUAUACGAGCCUCGAGCGCUCAGCGCCGUCAAACACUUCUUAGCAUCUCGUUCGAACCGUUUGAAGGCGCGCUUCUACAGCUCCAUACACUCGGUCACCGAAACAGCCUGUAGCGAGGAUUUUUACCUUGGCGACCAUGCACGCCGCUUAUCCCAGCCAUUAUCCCGCCGCAUCUCAGCCAGGAGCCGGUCCUCACUAUCCCGGCCAGCAGCCCGCUCACGGCGCUCACGGCGCUCCUCCUCCCCCGCCUUACGUGGCGCCUCAAGUGCAAGUUCCCACGCAACCCUACGUGGUAGUGGGGCCGCAGUACUGCUUACCGUACGAGACUGUGCUUGUAAUGAAGGAGAAGAUGUUCUCGAUAAGGGAUAAGAAGGAUGUCCGAGAUACAAACGGGAAUUUACACUUCAAAGUUGCGGACAGGCUCCUUUCCAUUCCUAGGAAGACAACAAUUCAGGACGCCAAAGGUGCUCCCGUGUGCACGCUAGCGGGCAAGAUGCUAAGUCUGCACAACACCACUUUCCUCUGCCCAGGGGACAGCGGAGCCACGGAGAAUCAUUUAUUCAAAGCCAAGAAAUCCAUUUUCACCUUUUGCCCCAUUCUCAAGGUGUUUUUACGAGGAAAUUAUACGAAAAAUCCUGACAUUAUCCUGAGUGGCUCUUUUUUCCAACAUGACUUUAGAAUCACCACCACCACCGGCAUGCUUUUGGCCGAAGUGAAGCGAGAUUUGUUCACAGCGCGCGACCUUGUUUUCGACACCCAGACUUACUUCGUGCGGGUCAUGCCAAACGUGGACAUGGCGUUGGUUCUGGCUCUAGUUGCUCUGGCAGACACCAUUUUUGUUGACAACGAAGGUUCCGCUGUUGUUGAUAUUGCUGAAAUUGGUUGUGGUGUUGCUCAAGUUGGUUUGGCUAUAGCUGAACUAGCUGCUGCGGUUCCUGAUAGCUAGAUCUGUUGAGGUCACGGUUAUGCUUUAAGAGAAUUAGGGAUGGUUACGGUUGCCAUCCAAUCCCGUAGGUUGGUGGGUGGGUAUCUGAGUAGGGACAGAAUUGAGGGGUAAAAUGCCCUGAUUACCCUCUUGCCAAUGGCCACUUUUUGGAGUAUACCCUGAUUUUGGAAGGGUUAAAAGGUGAUUUCAGGCCAAAU
Molecule: messenger RNA, 1506 nt
Organism: Closterium sp. NIES-67
Lineage: Eukaryota; Viridiplantae; Streptophyta; Zygnematophyceae; Desmidiales; Closteriaceae
Source: the annotation of a GenBank genome assembly